CCACCCCCUUAUCUAUUUCAAGCUGAGCCAGAAGCCCAGCUGGUCCUGUUUGAUCUCUCUAGCUCCCCAGCCUCUUCCAAUCUUUUCUCACCCUCUAGCUCUUAGGCCUUGUGAGAUGACUUGUCCCAUCUUUUUGGAAGGAGAAAAUUGUAAGCCUUCUUGGAAGGAAGCCAUGGCGGGCUUCAAUCCAGCAGACACUCGCUUGGAAAUCCUGGGGAAGCCGGUGAUGGAGCGCUGGGAAACCCCCUACAUGCACAGCCUUGCCACCAUGGUGGCCUCCCGAGGAGGCCGGGUGCUGGAGGUCGGCUUUGGCAUGGCCAUUGCUGCCAGCAAAAUCGAAGAGUUUGACAUCGAGGAGCACUGGAUCAUCGAGUGCAACGAGGGAGUCUUCCAGAGGCUGCAGGAGUGGGCAGAAACGCAGCCUCACAAGGUGGUCCCGUUAAAAGGCCUGUGGGAAGACGUCGCACCAACGUUGCCAAAUGAACAUUUUAACGGAAUCCUCUACGACACUUACCCCUUGUCGGCAGAUACCUGGCACACCCAUCAGUUUGGCUUCAUCAAGGCUCACGCCUAUCGCCUUCUGAAGCCGGGUGGGGUCUUCACCUAUUGCAACUUGACAUCCUGGGGGGACCUGCUGAAGAGCAAGUAUUCGGACAUCAAGAGGAUGUUCCAGGAAACACAAAUUGUGCACCUGGUGGAGGCCGGCUUUGAGGCCAAGAACAUCCACACUACCGUUAUGGACCUUGUUCCUCCGGCUGACUGCAGAUACUAUGCCUUCCCCAAGGUGAUCACCCCUGCCAUCCUCAAAUAGAUGCGAUCUUUCUCCCCAGGGAGGAGGAUCAGAAAAGGGACCGCUGUGUUGGCAGCAGACACCAGCCGUCUCCAAGCAGCCAGAGGAAAUGUUGUUUUCUCUUGGCAGACGGGCGAGGCGAAAAUUAACAUGUCAAAGAACCACUUU
Candoia aspera is the source of this 958-nucleotide messenger RNA. RefSeq names its product guanidinoacetate N-methyltransferase (gene GAMT). Bases 116 to 811 code for a protein of 231 amino acids. Gene Ontology annotation, molecular function: guanidinoacetate N-methyltransferase activity. The transcript is spliced from 6 exons. NCBI's taxonomy places the organism in Eukaryota, Metazoa, Chordata, Lepidosauria, Squamata, Candoiidae. Gene Ontology annotation, cellular component: cytoplasm; nucleus. The record is from RefSeq and is a predicted model, not a curated record. Gene Ontology annotation, biological process: creatine biosynthetic process.